CACGAUUCAAAACACAAGACUCUCUGGAUUCUCUUGACCGCAGAUGAAAGUCCACGAAUGGGGAUUUUAGGCACUGCUUGCUCACAAGAAGAUGGGUGAAGAACUGAGUGCGUGCUGUGAUUUACAUCAUGUUCGAGCUUCAAUGUGCAAUAACCGAUGCGAUCACAGACUCAACUGUGUCGACCUGUUAUGAUAUAAUAUGCAAGCUACAAUUAGCAAAAACUGUUUGCGCUGCGGUUUGUACAGCUAUGCCCACAAGGAUAUAUUCAGAUACAACAACUCAGCACUGAUGACAGCCUUUGAAAUGGGUAAGAAUGGUUCCGAGGGAGCCAAAUCUUGGGCAGAGGAGUUGCACAGUAGUACUAGCAAGAGGCAGUCAAGUUAGGAGGAUCAAUCUGUUGUGACGUGGGCAGUAUGAGGUAAGAACGCAUUGCGUGAGCGUGAGAAAGAUCAACGUCCUCCCAAUCUACAUUGCAGUCCAUGAAAUAAUGGCCAUCUCUCCUGCCCAGAAAGCAGCAGUCGAAGAAGUGCUCAAUGCAAUAACUUCAGCGACAGGUCCUCCUCGCAAGCGCCAGCUCGCCUCUAUGUUCAUGGAUUUGGUGGACAGGGAAGACUGGGCAGAGUACUACGAGGUCAUACCCGAACCGCGCUGCCUCAGAGACAUUGCCGCGUCUCUGGAGAAGAACCGCUAUAAGGACGCGUUGACUGUUUACACAGAUCUCUCCCUUGUCUUUCUAAACGCGUUGUUCUAUAAUGAACCCGAUAGCCAGAUCGCCGCAGACGCACAAAAGCUUAAGGCACUACUGGAAUCCGAGUGGAAAGCAAAAUCUCCUCUCUUGCCUCAACCGUCUACGCCAGUCGCGCCGCAAACAAGAGCAGCGCCGCCUGUGUCGCACGUACUAUCCGGAUUGAAACCUUCACCUGGCGCACCUGCACCGACGGCUGCUACUUUGAGCCACACGACCGACAUAGAAAUGUCAGCAGCAAUCAGCGCGGCUCCCGCAUCCUCAGCUCCGGUCUCUCAGGACCCUGAAUCUGAGUCCGAGUCCGAAGAAGAUGAAAUCCAUGAACUGUGGACUGUUCCUCCUGACAUUGAAAUCGUUCACCAGCUCGAACUGGGAAUCCCCCAGUACGAGCUCUUGGUCGGUGAAGAUGGCGGUUGGAUGGCGGACGUCAAGCAUGAAAGACAUCUAGAGAUUGUGCAGGCAGUGAAAGCGUACCGAGACGCUGCCGGGGUCAAGCUCUCCACCGCGUUGGAUGGUGUACCGGACGACAAGGUAGGCAAUCUAUCUAUCUGGACGACCCCUCUCAAUGUUGACCAGAACCCCAUCACGUUUCGCCUCCUGGAUAGCCGUUCCCGUAGCAAAACGUUUUACACAUCUUCGCACGCCUUCGAUGCAGACCUUGCUCGGAUGUUCGAGAGUGGCCGGCGCUAUUACCUUGAUCGAGCGGGAGUCAUUACUGGCGCCAAGGGAGAGGAAUGGGAGCGUGUUAUAGCGCUUCAGCGCGUGGCCAACGCUUUGACAUCCAGCGAGCCUCCUCCUCUUCCCCCUGUCCAGCCUCUGUCCUGUCCGCCUGCCCACUACGGCCCGGAUGCCGUGGAAUGUGACACCGUCAACCAUAAGGGAUACGCCUUGCAAGCCGGUCAGUAUGUGCAUAUUGUUGCAGGACAGGACCAUCAGAACAAUAUGCAAAUCGGGGUCCUCGGUCGCUCGGGCGGUCCGCUGGUCGGUCGAAUCACAAAAUGUUGGAGAAACAGCGUGGGCAAUGAGGGAAUCUCCUCUGCACUCUUGCCAAACCGUCAACGAGGGGGCGCUGAAGGUGAAGUCGUUGAAACCGACCAAACAACCCAUCAUCUGCUUGCAGACGUGAUAGAAAGAGUAACAUGCCAGCACGUGUCUACCGCAGGCCGGGGACGAUUGCGUGCUCCGUUCUGGUAUCCGGGAUGGCCGGUGUAUGUCUGUGGAUAUCGAUAUGAUGCCGUCCAGGGUCGGCUCCGUCAUAUUUCGCCGUCAACCUGGCGCGCACGGAACACCCCAGGAGGAUUUAUCGAGGACAUGUAUCUGUUCGAACGGCCACUGCGUCUAGGCAAGCGCGAUGAAAAGCCUUCAGCCUCGACAAGCGAUCGCUCUGUUGUCACAGCCGGAGGGGCAGCUGUCAGCACGGUUGAAAAGCUAUCCACGGAAACAACGCGUCAUUUUGAGCGGGAUCCCUUGAGUGGAGAGAUGUUCUGGUUCCCGGGACCUCCGCUGCCCAUGACCAAGCCCCAGGCCCCACGGCACAGACUGGAAUAUCUGCAUUUCUUGGCCAAGAAGUGCGACAGUGAGAAGGGUGCUCUGGAGAAUGAGGACGGGCGAGCCGCGAAGAGAACGAGGUUGAGUGCAUCAGAAAGGCUUGAAGAAGCAUUACAGGUGAUACAGGGCGAAGAGUAGCCUAUGCAUGUCACACAACUAAUCUCGCUGCACCAUAAUCCAUGAGAUGAUACAACAACACCUUUCCCCUUGUGUUGCCGAUGACAAGAUACUCGCUCUGCGCAGAAAAAUCUACCGCAGUCACGUGUCCUAGUGGGGUGCUGGACGUAGGCCAGUUUGAAAACGCAGUCAAACUGGGCAGGUGGAUCUACAGCACAUCAGUGAAGCAUUUCAUAUCAGACUGACGAUCAUACCACACGCAGAGCGUCUUUUUUGUCUCGACUGGCCAGAGCCAUCAAUUGAGAGUCGUGGUUGAAUCGUAGGGUCGAUAUAGCAGUGGUCAGGUUCCCGAUCGUUUUCACUGCCUUGGGCUGCGCUGAGAAUGUGGUCCCUUCGCUGUGCCGGAACGAAUCAGCUCCAUAUACGUUCACUAGCCCAGUGUUCGAUCUAGCCAUCGGUCAGCGAAUAGUGCGCGAUCUAAGAAGGGCCCACCAACCCAAUUGCAAGCCAACCUUGGCGCGCUCCAGCCAUAGCACGCCCAGCUCCUCGGAAACCGCCCUCGUCUUUCCAGCGUCUCACACAGCGUCUCUGGCCCACAUCCCACAGGUAAACUUCAGAGUCGUUCGUGAGCGCAGCGAGUGUAUCAUCCUGGCCAGUCCACCAAAGAGACUUGAUGCUUGCGCCGCACUUCAAGCUGCCCACGACUUGACCGGCCGCGCUUUUCCAAUCGACUAGAUGCACAUUCCCUCCUUGACCGGCGACUGCUAGCAUGCUGCCAGAGUCGUUGAAAGCCGUCACUUCCAUUCCUGCCGCACCUCCACCAGAUGUAGAGUCCCGCUCGGAGCCACCUCUGCGUGGUCGCUUUCGUCGUGGCUGUGCAAGCAUCGUGGAGGAAUCGAAAGAACCCCACAGGCCACGGCCAGUUUUGUGAAUCAUCUCGCCCCGGUGGAGGUCAUACACAAAAUAGAAUGGGCGAUUUCCAGUCAGUAGCAAGGAAGAGCCCGAUGGGUGGAAAUUGGCCGAGGAUUGAGAGAGAGGAAGUGUCGGUAUGUGCAAUGUUUGCAGCAAGGGAGACGUAUGGCCAUCAAUCUAAUCUAGUCACAAAUCCAUGGAAAGGGCCUCAAAGAAUAAACGCACAUUGAAAAGCCUUAUUCUCCGAUCCGCACUUCCUACGCACAACAGUGGAAUUUUUGCACUCGGGUGAAACGAAAGAGUUUUGAUUUCUCCAGAGUCUGAACCAGCUUGAUUGGCAUCGCGCAACCGUUCAAUAGACAGCAUGCCUGUCGCCAGCGUUCCCUUUUUCGUUCGAGACGCGAGAAUGCCGACAGUGGAAGAGAAAAGUUCAUUGAUCCCAGCUUCAUCCAUCUCCUGGAGCCGAUCCUUAGCAGCUUUAGCCCAUGCUGGCUGAGGGUUGAUGGUUUCAUAUUGUCUGCGAAGACGAGACUCAUAUUGCCGUCCAGUCAGUGUGGUUUCCGAUGCGUCGUUGCGAAGUUUACGAAGCUUCCCAGACUGUAUUGACACGGACGGAGGGUCCGAUGGGUCCUCCCAGGCAGGUUUACGGCUCGACUGAGUCCAUGUCGGUGGAUGCUCUGACUCAGGGUGAGAAUCCGACGAUCCGUCGUCGUCAUCUUCGUCGGAUCCUCCGCUGUCGCCCUCUUCCUCCUGAUCACUGAAUUCGACAUCGUCAAGAACAGAUGUAGGUUGAGCGUCGUCAACGUAGAAAAGCUAUGAUAAAUCAGACCGAGCAUUGAAAGUCAGACCACAACGAACAUCCAUGUCCGCCAGAUUUUUCAUUUCCCCGCUCUCCACAACAGAACCAGUGGUGGCCAUUGCAGGCACAUACUUAGUGCCGAAGAGGACGUUUUCCAGUCGGCGUUCUUCGUCAUCUUUCUGAGAGUCAUCGAGAAGCUCCAGCUCCAGAGACGCAUCGACUGUCUUUUGGCGCUUGCGAGGGUGUUUGGGCAUGGUGCUAUGCGCUCGCUAAGGGAGGGAACAAAACUGUGUUUGG
This is a messenger RNA of Mycena citricolor, 4419 nucleotides long. The record is from the annotation of a GenBank genome assembly. Lineage: Eukaryota; Fungi; Basidiomycota; Agaricomycetes; Agaricales; Mycenaceae.